GCUCGGAGAGGAGUCCGGUCCGGUCUCUCUGCUCUUUAUACAAGCGCGUUAGAAUCCAACAGAACCAAGCUUUCCGUGUCCUUUACGGAUGCUCAACACGUCUGUGGAGGUUUUGCUGAACAGUAACUCGUUUGGUUGUAAAAAAGGACGUCCGUUUCCGCGCUUCCUCGAAGCUAUCAUGCUGAACACGGAGGAAAGCUCCUGGUUAGCGGGGCCCCUGCUGCCCACCCUGCUGCCCGGCUCCACCCCUCAGUCUCCGGGGCCUCUGUGGUGCUCCGAUGCCCCUCACCCACAGCUGAAGAUCCCGGGUGGGCGAGGGACGGUCAGGGAUCACUCUCUCAGUGUGCUACUACACAAGGACGAUCAGUUAACCGUGACGCAGGCCGCUCCGUCGAGUGGGAGCCCGUCUUUUCUCCGCUUCCACUACCAGCUGAGCGAGCGCCGCUCCGUCUUCUGGGACACGGCGCUGACGGCCGACAGCCUCUUCCUGGAGAUCCCCGGAGGACUGCUGGCCGAGGGGAGCAAGGAGGGGCUGACUGCUCUGCUGGAGUUUGCAGAAGAGAAGCUCAAAGUUAACUAUGUCUUCCUGUGGUUCCAGAAAAACAGAGAGGAUCGAUUCUCCAUCAUCAGGACCUUCCACUACAUGGGCUUUGAGAUGGUGAAGCCGGGGAACCCUCUGGUACCGGCCCGGCCCGAUCUGGCCUUCAUGGUUUACUCUCUGGAUACCAGCAGCUCAGAUGAGGAGUGACUGACACCUCCCUCUCCCACCCCCUCCUCCUCCUCCUCCUCCUCCUCCUCCUCACCAGACUCUGAAGGUGUCGCCUCUCCUCCUCAUAGACUCUCUUCAUUGUAUUUUUUUUUUUUAGCUCACUUUUUUGUUUGAGCUGCAACAAACAGGACAAAGACAGCAGCCGCACAUCCAGGAGAAGGCGUUUGUACAUUAUUUCUGCAGCAUAUCUCCACCUCUUCUUUUUUUUUUUUUUUCCCCCUUCCUCUCUCCAUAAGAAGACUGCGGGCGUGCCGGUCCGGCCUCAGAACCGAGCCGCCGUCGCUUUUUCAACAUGCUCCUCCGGCAUAGACCUAGCGUUAGAGGUGUCAUUCCAGUCUGUCUUCUGUUUUGCUCUUCGCCCCACACACACCCCGACAGCGAGGAGACGACGAGCUCCACUCCGUGAGCCUGUGCAGGCGAAGGGGAGGCUGCUGCCUCAGCUUCCACGCGUCAGAAGCAGCGGGCGGGGGCUCUGGCCAAGCCUUCAACGGUGGAUAAAACCUGGCUUCUUGUGCCUAAAAUGAAGAGAAGAGUGCAAUUUAAUCUUUUCGUUUUGUUUAAUUUUCCUCUUACGUACUGGAGAGUCUUAUUGGACGAAUGUUUUCAUCAGAUUCAGGUGAUUUUAUGCAAAGCAGAGCUGAUUUCUUUUGUUGAAGUUACGCCAAAGAAUCCACUUCCAGCUCGUCUCAGUCUUCUGGUGUGUAAAAGCAAUAUUAGCCUACAUUCCCCGUGCCGGCCGUACUUACUGUUCCACCUCUGAGGUUUUCUUCUUCUGCUGCUGCUGCUGCUGCUGCAGUCUGAUGGAGCGCUGACUAUAAGCUGUUAGGAAAUGUCAUUAUAUGAAGUUUUUCAGAGGUCUAUUUUUGCUGUACAUAUAUUUCUCUAUUGUUUAUUGUGAUAGUUAAAAAAAAAAAACAACAAAAACAAGAAAAAAAUGGGGUGGGUGGUGUUUUUUGAUUGCGUUAGCAACAUUUCAGUGACAAUCCAUAACAUGUAUAUUCAUCACAUUUUGUUGUUUAUGUCUCUGGGAAUGAGGAAAUCAAUAAAGGUUGCUGACUAA
This is a messenger RNA of Salarias fasciatus (jewelled blenny), 1829 nucleotides long. It is a transcript of the gene oaz2a, whose product is annotated as ornithine decarboxylase antizyme 2a. The record is from RefSeq and is a predicted model, not a curated record. Gene Ontology annotation, molecular function: ornithine decarboxylase inhibitor activity. Gene Ontology annotation, cellular component: cytoplasm; nucleus. Gene Ontology annotation, biological process: positive regulation of protein catabolic process. NCBI's taxonomy places the organism in Eukaryota, Metazoa, Chordata, Actinopteri, Blenniiformes, Blenniidae.